Pecten maximus is the source of this 3442-nucleotide messenger RNA. RefSeq lists its product as uncharacterized. The record is from RefSeq and is a predicted model, not a curated record. The transcript has 12 exons. Gene Ontology annotation, biological process: protein phosphorylation. NCBI's taxonomy places the organism in Eukaryota, Metazoa, Mollusca, Bivalvia, Pectinida, Pectinidae. Gene Ontology annotation, molecular function: ATP binding; protein kinase activity. Bases 47 to 2035 code for a protein of 662 amino acids.
CCCUUUUGGUAUUAUAUAAGGGAAAUGCCCAAACCAGCUCAUUCAAAUGGCACAUCAUAACCAGAGUAGCUCAUACAACUUAGCGGUAUCCGACAGUGCUUCAAAUGGACAUUCGAACACUACCCCCAAAGAAAACCACGAAAACAAUGAUGCCAUAAAGGAUGGAAGGCUUUUGCCUUCCGGUCAUGGGAAUCCCAAAGGAACUCAUCAAGAUGACAGUAACACAAAGGACAAGAGGUUGUGCGCUGACGGUCAUGGGGAUGAUAAACCCGUAAUUCGUCUAAAGAGUCAAAAAGCUGAGAAUGUCAGCCCUCCACAACAGAAACACAAAAACAAAGAGAAACCAUUGCCCGUGGAUGUUUCCAAAGCAAAUAUCAUAGCUACUCCAAAACAAAAGGAUGACAAGGUUAAAGAUUGUUUUCGUUUUAUUGACAUCCUAAAGCAAUCCGGAUACCCUUCUGGAGUGUAUCUCGUUCCAGAUAGUGGAAAGCUUCGCCUUGGUGAAGACGGAUUGUAUGAAGAAGGCAGAGACUAUACAAUUAUGCAUACUUUUAAAAUGGGCUCCAACGCACUUAAAGUAUGUGUGGUGAAGGACAUAUGGACAGGACAUGUACAUGUUCUUAAGAAGAUCAGUCUAUCGGAUUUCAGAAAAAAUGAAAUCAAAGCAAUGGAAGAUCUACAAUCUGUAAAGGACAUAUUUGUACCGGAGAUCUACCUCUUUUAUGUCAGAGGUAACUCAGUCCAUAUCCAUAUGGAGCUGAUUGAAAAUGGGACUACACUGAGGGAAGUGAUUGAUUCCAAAAUUAAACUCAUUCGUUCAUCGCAACCCCUCCUCGUUAGGCCAUUGACCCUGUUCAUACUCCAUGAUGUAAUGUCUGCUGUCUUGCAAAUGCAUGCACGGCCCUGGACACACAAUGGUUUACAUGGUGAAAACAUCCUAAUACAACAACAUGGUAAAAGCAUCAGAUGUUACAUCAUUGACUUAGGUAAAGCAUAUAACUUGAUGAUACGUGAAGACGAAUACCAGAGGGACAAGCAUUAUCUAGCCAUUCUAGUCCUAGGCCUAUAUACAGGCAAGCAGUUAAUCAAUGACUGGGAUUUUACUGGCAUGAGUUGGGAAGAUAAACUCAAGGAGUCAUCGUUCUUCCAACAGCUUUAUAAAUCUGAACAAGAUGAGCUACUUGACACCAUUAACAGGAUCCUAAAUAGUAAAUCUCAAACAGAUAGACAACAAAUUCUGGAGUAUCUUCAGCAACAAUUCAUAGACAUAGACAUGGAGACUAUGUUCCACGCAGUCAAUCCUAUACUGUUUCCGAAGGAUCAUGUCCAAAGUCCUGUUCGUUACGAGGCCUCGACAACCCAAACUUCUUCCAAUUGGGCAACUUCGUCGUCUACGCUAGUACUGAGGGAGCCAGAAAUCAAACUGUCGACGUCUAUAACAAGCAGCCAAGGUCAAGCAGCUAAAUGUUCAUCGGGUAAUAAAACCAAAACCACUAAUGACCAGGAGCAAAAUCACGGCACCCCUCCAGCCCCAAGAACAAAUAUCGAGAGGGUUCUGAAAACAGGUUGUAUGCCUUUAUUGCCGCCAGCAAGAAGAGCUUGGGGAGAAAAGCAGGUGGACAUAGGCUUAAUACAUUGGCCACCACAGGACUGGCAGACACUGACUGGAAAAAAGAAGCUUGAUAAAUUGGUGUAUGCCGCCAUAACAUUGGAUGGAGGAGAUGCUGCCACAACAAAACCAAGCAUCCCUUUCCUCCUGGACAAAUACAACAUGCUCCGUUUACCAGGAACAGAAAUCCCCGAUAUGAAUAUUGAUGCAGGAAAGCCCAGCGAUAUGGCGAGCAUUGCAAAGAUGUCCAGGUACUCCACCUUCCACAUAAUAAGAGAAAUGUGUUGUUCCGAAAGUCAUUCAACAAACCAACUGAACCUACUGAAGCAGGUGGAAGCUGCCUGGUCUGUCAGGGAUAAAACAACAGAUGAUAUCACCAGUCGUCUGGAUUCAGCUGGUGUGGAUCUACAAUUGGAGGAUAUUUAAAACAGUCAAACAACUGACAUAAGUUUGGCAAAAAACCAACCAACCACAGUUUAAUUUUACAUCAAACGAACAUUCCAGUUCAGAAGAGAUUGUAAUAUCCGUGCAUCAUAUGGGAACCACGGAACCAAAUGAUUUCCCAUGAACAAUAAUGUUAACGUUAACCACUGUCCUGCUUAAAUGGAGUUUUCAACACUGGUCCACUAGCCAUAAUUUUGAAGAAUGUCAUCUCGGAAACCUGUAAAUAGAAUGAUUGCAAAUUCUACUAAUUUUAACUUUUUUACAUGGGGACUACAAUCUUGUAUUGAAUUCAGCACCAAAAAUUCACAUUAUUUACAACAAAAUACACUAUUUAUAAACUCCCUCUGACAAUUACAGGGUAGUCUUUUAUAUAUAUUUCACAUCCAUAUGUAUUGCCCAGCCCACACAUAAAACUUUGGAAACCUCUCACCUAAAUAUCCAAUCAGUAGGCCCCGAUGCAUUCACCUUCCUAUUAGAUAUUCUGUCCAAACGGGGAAAACCCGCAAUCUAUUUUUUAUUUUGUUCUGUGGUCCCUAUAGAUAUAUUGUCUGAAAUUUGAUUAUUUUCUUUUCAUUUGCGUUUUUAAUAUGUUUUAAUCUAGAUAGAAGAGUUCCACUGAUUUCUGAGAGUUCAAGUAUCCAGUUAUUCUGAUUGUAUUGCUUUUUUGUAUUUUGUGUUGUAGAUAUUUCGUUCCAGACAUGUUUUAUCUUUGUUCUUUUAAAGUAAGACGACUAUUCUUGAAAAAUACAUCAUGAUUCUCAAAUAGGUUCUGCAUGUGGACAUCUGAUGAGCUUGUUGGUUAAAUUGUCAGGAUAUUUCCUCCUUUUUUUGACCGAUCUUUGGUAUUUAGAAAACAUUUUAGAAACCAUAUUUUGAUACAAAGUUGUGUUUUUUGUUUGGCUUUUUUUUAUGGCAAAAAAUACCCUUUGUGGUUUUUUUCUACAUUGAACAAAAAACUGAUCGGAACGAGGUAGGCUUUAUAAUGAUGAUAUGUGGUGUUUACUCUAAACAAUAAUUUCAAUUCGAAAUUUUUUUUUCAAAAUCACUUACCCUUUGUUUAUCUUAUUUUUUUCUGAAAAUUUCCUACUUUCUUUUUGACAUUUUUUAUUUAGUUUUUUUUAUAACAAGAAUUAAAAAGAGUCGCAAUAUAAAGUUACUUUUCCCAAAAACAUUCUGAUUUAACUGUUUUUCAAGACAUUUUGCUAUCAACUUUUUAUUUUGAAGAUUUUAGUUCCUGAUUAACCUAACCUGUCAUGGAAUUAAAUGAUGACCUAGUAGUAAAAACAUGUCAUGGAAUUAAAUGAUGACCUGGUGGUAAAAAAAAUAGAUUUAUAACGUGUCAGAGUAUAAAGGUGAUGUAAAUCAUACAUGUAUUUUAAUUCAAUGUAA